This is a messenger RNA of Poeciliopsis prolifica (blackstripe livebearer), 5284 nucleotides long. It is a transcript of the gene cracdla, whose product is annotated as cracd like a. NCBI's taxonomy places the organism in Eukaryota, Metazoa, Chordata, Actinopteri, Cyprinodontiformes, Poeciliidae. The transcript has 10 exons. The record is from RefSeq and is a predicted model, not a curated record. The coding region runs from base 260 to 4012 and encodes 1250 amino acids.
AUCUGUCCUCUUUUCUCUUUGUGCAUUUGCUUAUCCUGUCAUGCAGUGACCUUCUCCCUUUGUCGUCCAUUCUUCUCCCAGCCUGUUUUUUUUCCCCCCACUUUUCUUCGCUCUUUGCCUAUGCUUCAGCAGAUGUUGAUGAUGUCAGCCUGAGGGUUAAAUAUUGGGUCUGUCACACGGCUGAGAACUCCGACUGGAGACGAGGACAAACAGGAGGGAGGGAAGCCGAGCUGCUGGUUUGGUCGUUUGGAUCGAACAGAUGGAGUCGUUCUCAGGAGACAAUGAAGAAGGCACAGAGGACGUCACAAAACGUAAAAGCUCCAAAAUCAAGUUUCUGAAAAGCCGUUUCUUCAGGAGGGCUAAGAAGACGGGUGCAGAGGCAGAUGCCAAGCUCAGCCAGUCGGCUAGUGAUAUAACCGUUGGAAAAGGACUUGGUUCAGAUGAAGAUUUAGCCUCUCAGGGUGCAAUGGGCUCCAGAGCGUUUUCCCACGAAAGCAUCUUUCUGGAUGACCAGGUCCUUUCAGACCCGGAUCCAGUCAGGGUUUCAUCUCAGGAGAAUGUUCACAGCAAAAUCAAAUCUCUGCAAAUGAAGCUCCAGCUGCAGAAGAUGCAUUUUGGGCCACCGCCAAUGGUUCUGCCAGUCAGGAGUCCAGAGGAAACGGCUCAGCAGUCGGAGGACUUUACUUUCCACGGCUCUAAUGAAAACUCAGGAGAGGGAACCCUCACGAAGUCGACAUCUCAGCCAACUUCUCCCCCAGUCUUGGCUCAAACAAGAUCGCCACCCCGAAUGCCUUCCCAUCACUUUUCUUUUUCUGGACCCAACUAUUCAUCACCGGCUACAGCUGAGGCUCCGGUAGACUUCAACACACCAGCCGAAUUCACCGCCUCCCUAGAUACAUCUGCUUUACGCCACAGGAUGUCCAUCAAACCUAGAAACCAGAGAGCCAGUUCGAAGAGAAAACCAUCUUCUGGGAUUGAAUCUGGGUCUCCUUUACGGGACCUGAAAGUCCGUGACCGAUUUGAGCUCGUUCAAGAACAAGAAAAGGAGGUUGUUGCUCAAGAGGGAGAAAGAGUGGAGACAGACAAAGGACAGGCCAAUCUUUCCCAGCUUUCUCCACUAACGUUUGAAGAAUUGUCACCAGUUUCAUCUGAGGUUGCGUCCAAAUUACCCAGUCAGGACAACGCUCUUCCUGAGGUCAAAGCCUUCCCAAUUCUUCGAGUGAAGCCUCCAGGGCAAUUGGACGCAUCAGCCACUAAACGGCCCCACUCAUCCUACAUCGAUUCAGAAAUCAAGGAGAAAAAAGAAUCGUAUUUGGAGAGCCAAUUAACGUCCCAAAAUAAGAGAAAAACUUAUUUUUCCAGUAUGACUGAAGUGUCCUCUGAGCAGCUCUCGCCUUUCAGCUCCUGGUUGACAUCCAGGUCACCUCUUGCUCAGCAACAGCAGCCUAAAAAUGAUGAGGACAUCUCAACAAGAACAGAGAGACAAUCAUCAGGAUCUGACUCCUUUCAUUUGUCCAGAAACUGGGAUGAAGAAAAAGCUCAAUCAGGCAGUUUAAUGGGACUCCUGGAAAACUCUAAACCCAGGACUAAAUCAUUCGGGGUAGCUGAAGAGAAAAUUGCAAAAGAAAGAGAAGAACUAAAGAGUUUAACAGGAUUCUUGGAAAAACCUGAAGCCAGGUCUCGAUCAUUUGAGGGGCUAGAAGAGAAAAUCACAAGAGAAAAGGAGGAAGUUAAACGUUUGACGGGAUUCCUGGAAAAAUCCGAAGCCAAGACGAGAGAAUUUGGGGGGACAGAAGAAAAAAUUACAAGAGAAAGAGAGGAUUUAAAGAGUGCCACUGGAUUCUUUGAGAAACCUGAAGCCAGGACUGGAUCAUUUGAGAGAACAGAAGAGAAAAUCACAAAAGAAAAGCAGGAAGCUAAAAAUUUCACAGGACUCCUUGAAAAUCCUGAAGCCAAGACCAGAUCUUUUGGGGGCACAGAAGAGAAAAACACAAGAGAAAGAGAGGAACUUAAACAUUUUACUGGAGUUCUUGGGAAACCUGAAGCCAAGACCAGACCAUUUGGGGGAACAGAAGAAAAAAUCAUAAAUGAAAUGGAGGAAGCUAAACAUUUUACAGAGUUCCUAGAAAAACCUGAAGUCAAGACCAGAUCAUUUGGGGGAAUAGAAGAGAAAAUAACAAAAGAAAAGGAGGAAGGUGAAAGUUUCUUGGAAAAACCUGAAGUCAAGACGAGACCAUUUGAAGAAAAAAAGACAAGACAAAGAGAGGAACUUAAACAUUUUAGUGGAGUCCUUGAGAAACCUGAAGUCAAGACCAGACCAUUUGGGGGAACAGAAGAGAAAAUCACAAGAGAAAGGGAGGAAGUUAGAGGUUCACAGCCGAAAGGGAGCUCCUUUGCUGCAGACAGAUCCAAGGGCUCAUCUCUUCCAUGGGAAAGAAAUCUCAAUUAUAAAAAAAUAGAACCAGUGACAACAGUCAAAAACUCACCCUUAGACACGUAUGUCGUAGAGGCAGCGAGAGUGGAUGGCACUGGGGAGACAGUGGAUGAGGCUGUGGUAGCAAAGGGGCUUCCGGAGGAUGAAACAAGGACACCGUUUGGUGUAAAGCUUCGCUCCACAUCGCGCUCAUUCAAGUUCCGCUCUGAAACAGCUUCUCAACGGCAUUCAGCGACGCUGCUGUCCGAUGACCAAGAUGUCGACACAAAGAAAAGCCAGAAAUUGGUCGACUGUUCCAGUCAAAUAUCUGAAAAGAUACUAGCAAACACAAGCAGCUCCCCCAGAUCACCAGAUCCAGCUCCUUUUGGCGUUACCCUUCCAGUCAGGCGCAACGCUUCACUUGAAGAAAGUUCUCAAACCACUCCCGUAGAAGUCCAAACAACUUCCAUACACCUCGGGGAACCUGACACUCCCCCCCAGGUGAUUCAGCCAAGCCCACAAGCAUCCUCAUCCGACCUGUCCUGGAUGGUUUUGGCCAUGGAAAAGACCAGGAGUCUCCAACAUCUUUUGACCAGCAGAUUUCAAAGAGAUUUUACUAGCACACAAACUGGAGUUCGGCCUAAAAGCCAAGAAGAGCCAAUCGCUGGACCCCAAGUGCAGAACCAGACAGGAAAGAUUCAACAGAGCACACCACAGCUAUCAUCAGACAAAAUGAAAGAAGAAUCUGUUCAAAGCAGUGGCCAAGAGCAAGCUGCCAAACCCUCGACACCAGCAUCGCAAAAGAAGCUGACAACUCAGUUUGAGUCAUGCAGCUCGAGAGCCUCUCCAAUCUCGAGACAAAUGAGCCAGCCUAACAGAGCUCAAUCAGACAAUCAGGCCAUCCCAAGAACAACACACUCUCCAUCGCCCUCUUCUCCUCUAAUAGGCAACACGUCUCCAUUUACAUUUACACGACGGAACGUACCCCAGUUGCUUGCACAGUCUUACCAAUCCUCUCCCCAGCAGCAAACCUGCUGGACCAGUCAAGGUCUCCAACCUGCCACUCAACUCAAACAUGCACCUUCAACUCUGGAGCCAGAACCUGCAGUCACAUCUGCUGCAUCUCCUACCCUUGACUUUGCCUUGGAAAGAAGAGAAAAAGAAUCCAGUGUUCCAAAAGAAAGUUCAUCCCUCGUAAGCAAGCGGGUACUUUGGACUGGAUCAGCGGCCGACAGGGUUGCCUUCAUGGAGAAACGGGCAGAAUGGACAAUGCCACCAUUGCUAAAGGAGGUGGAACAGAAGAAAUCUCAAGCACAAAUUCAGACCUCAAGUGACACUGACACUCUGGCUUACCUUUUCCCUCUAAGCAAAGAUACAGUGGAAAUUAGACAAGUGGCAAAAUCAGCAGAAUCCAGCCCAUCCAGGGUUAUAGAAAAGCCUCCUGAGGACAAAUGGACCCGGAAAAAUGUGGAGCUGCCCUCCUCCCCAUCUUCUUUACGCACUCGUUCAUCAGCGCUGCAUUCUGACAGCAGCCAGCCAUCCUGGAUGGAGCUGGCGAAGAGGAAGUCAAUGGCUUGGAGCGAUAAGAGUAUGGACUAAAAGGGGAAUCUGAGAGAUUUAUGGGUUCUGGAAACAAGAAUAAGUACUGUUUUGAAUGAGAGAAUAAGAUAAGGGUUGAGGAAAGCUACCUCUAAGGUGUUGAUCAGAUGUGAUGGAAAAUUUUUACCCUGUUUCUAUAUGAUCACAAAGUUUUAUUGUUUUAGGAACAGAAAGAGACUCAAUAAAUUAAUUUCAUUAUGAUCUCACUUCAUAAAAAGAUGUUUAUGAAUCAUUAUUAAUGAUACCAGACAGUUUAUUACUGUAAAAUGUUUAUGAUAAUCAAACAAAUAAAUUUAAUUAGUUUCUCUUAUUGAACUUUUUAUUUGCAAAGAGCCGAGCAAAAAUAAAUAAAAGUUAUUGGUUUCUCUAAUUUAACUAACAGCACCAUCUACGGGCAAGGAUACAACAGUCUACCAGAAAGAGAACUUCAUUUUCUCAUCCUGUUUAUAGACCAUUAUUUGAAGUAAGAAAGCUAAACAUAAAUAAGAAAAAGUGAAGAUGGUUAAAAUCUAUUUCAUUGCUUUAUUUUGAAGCUCCAGGUAUUCUGAGUAGAUUCUCCAAUAAUAUCUGUUUUUGACAUUUACAUACAAAAAAAGCUGAUACAAAAAAAGCUGAUGAGAAACUUAUUAAUAAAAUACAAACCUUCCAAUGGUCAGUUAAGAUCUUACAUGGUUUAAAACAACUUGUCUUUCUCUUUCUUUACAUCUCUGAUGAGCAAUGUGGUUGUGAUUUAUUUACAUUUUAAUUAUUCAUUAUUAAUCAGCCCUUUGCAUAAUACAGCGGCAGAUUUUAUAAAUUGUAUAAGGGAAAGGAUGUAUAAAUUUUGUUUUUUUAUUUACAUUUUAAAUUUGGUACUUAAAGUGCUUACCACAAACACACCUCUUGUGCAGUAUAAAAAUAUUACGAGUAUAUUAAAUGGCAUUUUGAUGUGUAACUUUACUUUAUUUGCUUUGAUGAUGAAUAAUGUAGAAUAGCAAAAUCUUGUCCCUGGUGCAAGACAGCCAUGUUCAUGUUAUUUCACCUAUGACAUGUCAAAAUGUGUGCAUGGCAAUUUACUAAAUAACCUCCUAUUUAGUAGAACAUUAAUGUACAGAAAAGUGGUGAAACUUUUUAUUAUAUUAUGUAGAUGCUUGCCUGUGCCUGACCUAACAUGGUGUUUUGCAGUUCAGGUCUCUACAAGUAAGACCUAAAAGAUGGGUCAUAGCCCAGCAGGAACAGAAAAGAAAAAAAACCAAGAUGGAAUGAAACAACUCAUUAAAAAGUCUAACAAGA